Molecule: messenger RNA, 1594 nt
Organism: Polyodon spathula (Mississippi paddlefish)
Lineage: Eukaryota; Metazoa; Chordata; Actinopteri; Acipenseriformes; Polyodontidae
Product: thyroxine 5-deiodinase-like
Exons: 1
Molecular function (GO): thyroxine 5'-deiodinase activity
Source: RefSeq, a predicted model, not a curated record
UUGAAGGCAGGAGUUGAUGGAAGGUAAUCCCUUGAUGUGAGGAGGCGUCCCGGGGUUUGGAGGCGGGGUAUUUUUCAUUCAAAUCCUUGGCUAGGCCUAUAAAAAGAGAACUUAAACACAGACUAUCAGAGCAGAUGAGAAGAGUGACCGACCGGAGUUUAAACCUGGUCCGAUGAAGAGAGACUUUGGCAGCGAUGCAACAAUCAGCCGGUGUGCACACAAUCAACGCGCUGAAAAAUGCAGCUGCCUGCCUGAUGCUGCUGCCUCGCUUUCUCGUGGCAGUCCUGAUGCUGUGGCUGCUGGAUUUCCUUUGCAUAAGGAAGAAGGUCUUGCAGAAAAUGAGGGAACAAGAAGCGAGCCCCGAUGACCCACCUCUCUGCGUGUCCGAUUCCAAUCGCAUGUUUACCUGGGAGUCGCUGAAAGCUGUAUGGCACGGCCAGAAACUGGACUUUUUCAAAACGGCUCACGUGGGCUACCUCGCCCCGAACACUGAAGUUGUGCAGCUCGGGGGGGAGCGGAAGCGGCGCAUUCUGGACUACGCCAAGGGGAAAAGACCCCUCAUCCUGAACUUCGGGAGUUGUACCUGACCCCCGUUUAUGACUCGGCUGAAGGCGUUCCAGCGAGUUGUCAGCCAAUACGCUGACAUCGCGGACUCUCUCCUGGUGUACAUUGAAGAAGCGCACCCCUCGGACGGCUGGGUGAGUUCCGACGCCCCUUUCCAAAUCCCCAAGCACAGGUGUCUGCAGGACAGACUGGAAGCCGCCCGGGUGAUGAACCAGCAGGUCCCCGAAUGCCUUGUUGUAGCAGACACUAUGGACAAUCCAUCUAAUAAUGCGUACGGAGCAUACUUCGAGAGACUGUACAUACUACAGGACGAGAGCAUUGUCUACCAGGGAGGCAGGGGGCCAGAAGGUUACAGGAUAUCGGAACUGAGGGAAUGGCUGGCUCACUACAGAAACAGCCUCCAGGACUCCACAGCUGUCGUUAUCCACGUGUAAUGAUGGUGCUUAUUAUUGAACCGCUCGUUUAUAACGAUGUGUAUGUGGUCUUCUUAACAGCACAAUGAAGCAGACAGAAUCAUUUCAAGUGUUAACGCUGAUGUGAACCAUCGCGUCCCUGCAAUGUGCGUGCUGUUGUUGUUGCAGUAAACAAGUAUUAUAUUUCUCUGGACUCUGGAGAAACGCGUUGGGGUUGGGUAUGUAGUUUGUGUUGAUAAUGAUGUCCGUUGCAUGUAAUAAUUGAAGAAUGCUCGGCGUUUUAUUCCAGCCUCACCGCAGUACUUUCAAUAGUGUUAUUGGUUCGUUGUACAUUUUGUAAAUGUGGAGUUAUAAACUAUGCCAUGGUUAUGUUUCUAUUCUGUUUUCAUGCUGUUCAGAAGCGUGUUUGCCUAAAUAGGAGCGCUGGCCCUGCUUGGUGUUCCAGUAUUCUUGUGAAGCUCGGUUUUGAAAUGGUUUUACACCAGAAACCCGGUGCUGAUGUAUUCUGAUACUGGAACACUCUGUGACAAGGGAUUGCCCAGAUGAUCAACAAAACAAAACAAACAAAAAAAAAAGUCGAGUUUAUAUGUUUUGUAAAUUAUACAUCGUUUUUUUUU